AUGUCAGCUCGGUCAUGUGAUCAGCUGUGUCCAAUCACAGCUGAUCACAUGGGACAUGUACACUGAUCAUCAGGGCACUGAUGAUCAGUGUGCCCUGAUGAUCAGUGUAACCCCAGAAGUGCCACCUGUCAAAGUCCAUCAGUGCCAGCUGUCAGUGCCGAUUAGUGCCUUGUGCCAGUGCCUAUCAGUGCCACAUCAAUGCCACAUAUCAGUGCAUACCAGUGCACAUCAAUGCCACAUAUCAGUGCCCAUCUGAGCUGCCUUUCAGUGUCAUCCAUCAGUGCCACCUAUCAAUGCCAAUCAGUGCCACCUAUCAGUGCUGCCAAUCAGUGCCACUUAUCAGUGCCAGUCAGUGCCACCUAUCAGUGUGCAUUAGUGCCACCUAA
Messenger RNA from Staurois parvus, 386 nucleotides. The record is from the annotation of a GenBank genome assembly. Lineage: Eukaryota; Metazoa; Chordata; Amphibia; Anura; Ranidae.